Messenger RNA from Corvus hawaiiensis (hawaiian crow), 1925 nucleotides. It is a transcript of the gene SIGIRR, whose product is annotated as single Ig and TIR domain containing. The transcript has 10 exons. Gene Ontology annotation, biological process: signal transduction. NCBI's taxonomy places the organism in Eukaryota, Metazoa, Chordata, Aves, Passeriformes, Corvidae. The record is from RefSeq and is a predicted model, not a curated record. The coding region runs from base 314 to 1558 and encodes 414 amino acids.
AGGGACAGCCAGCCCUUCCCACGGGCCUGGUGCCUGGGGAUUGGGGCAGCGGGAGCGCCCUGCCGAGGGCAGGGGCUGAACUGGGAGGAGAAAUAGAUAAACUAUUAAAACAGAAAGGAAAGAAGAGAAAUUCCAAGCACUGAUCUGGCCAGUCCGGUCGGCUCGAGCGGGAGGCGACGGAAGGAAGCCCGCGGCUGGGGAAGCUCCAAAGGCCCGGCCCGCCCUGCGGCGGAGGCAGGUGGACUUUGUCCGCCCCGGAAGACGCCGCCGCUUGCGAUGCCGGCAGCGCCCGCGCCUGUCACCUGAGCGUGCCAUGGCAGACCUUUGCAGUGUGCCCCCCGAAAUCCUGGUGCCAGCUGCCAACGAGACGCUGGACCUGGUGCUGGGGAGCCAGGUGGAGCUGAACUGCACCGUGCGCUGGGCGGGCACCGAGCGCUGCCAGCCCAUUCCCGCCUGGAGCAAGGACGGGCAGUGGCUGGGCAGCGGGAGCAGCCAGGACACCACCUGGUCUGGCCAAAACUCCUCGGAGCAGCUCCUGGCCAGCGUCCUGCAGCUCAACCUCACCCACGAUGCUGAUUUUGGGGUGUUUGCCUGCUGGAUCAGCAAUGCCACGGCCACCUUCACCCUGCGGCGAGCGGAGGCGGCGGGGCACGUGCCGGCGGUGCUGGCGGCCCUCCUGGUCCUGGUGCUCCUGGUGCUCCUGGCUGUGCUCUACGUCCGGUGCCGCCUGAACGUGCUCCUCUGGUACCGGGACCGCUACGGAGAGCUGGAGAUCAACGACGGGAAGCUCUACGACGCCUACGUCUCCCACGCCACCGCCCCCGAUGACCGAAAGUUCGUCCACUUCAUCGUGAAGCCGCAGCUGGAAAACCGCCACGGCUACAAGCUCUUCCUGGACGAGCAGAACAUCCUGCCCAACUCAGAGCCGUCAGCCGACCUCAUCAUGAACGUCAGCCGGUGCCGGCGCCUCAUCGUGGUGCUCUCCGUCGCGUACCUGGAGCAGGAGUGGUGCAACAGCAGCUUCAGGGAAGGGCUCUGGAGGCUGCUGGAGCUCUCCAGGAAACCCAUCUUCAUCGUCUUCGAGAGCCAGUACCGGGAGAUCACUCACCCCGCCAUCACCCUGCUGAAGCAGCACCGGAGCGCCGUGACCCUGCUGGUGUGGAGAGCCGGCUCCAUGACCCCGUCGUCGGACUUCUGGAAGGAGCUGUGCCUGGCCCUGCCGCGCAAGGUGUCCUUCCCGGGGAGCGUGGGGGACCCGCAGACCCAGCUGCAGGAGGACAAGGACCCCAUGCUGAUCCUGCACAGCAGCUACCUGGACAGCGCGGGAGACCUGGACCCGGACGGGGACCUCGGCACAGGCCUCCGAGGGCGCGUCUUCGGAAGCCCCCCGCCCCCUCGCCUCGGCGGGCGCAGCGCUCCCAGGGCUCCGGCAGCCGGCGGGAUGGAGGAUGCGCAGCUGCGGGACAGGCAGCGCUCCGAGCUCGACGUCUCGGAUCUGGGAUCGCGCAACUACGGCGCCCGCACGGACUUCUACUGCCUGGUGACAGAUGACAUCUGAGCAGGGCCACAGCUGUCCCCCAUCCCUGUGGGGACACACGGACCAGGACACGGCCGAGGAGCCCGGGAGUUAGGAUGGGACCAGAGCCACGGCCAUGCUGGGAAAGCAGGAGCUGGCUCCUAAGUGGAAAACUGGAAAACCAUCACCAGGAACACCCUGCCCGUAGUGCCUCAGUGCCACCCCAGGGUGCUGGGCCCUGUCCCUUGCCCAUGUGGGCAGCACGGACAUUCCUUGCGUGAUGGACAAGUGCUGGGAUGGGUGAUGCUCUCCGAGGAACAACGUGCCCCAGCCCCAGGGAGUGUCCGACGGGAGCGGCGGCAGGACCUUUGUCCCAUGGAAACCCCCGUGAAAAUAAAAGGCUGCUGCA